Anarrhichthys ocellatus (wolf-eel) is the source of this 1437-nucleotide messenger RNA. It is a transcript of the gene slx1b, whose product is annotated as SLX1 homolog B, structure-specific endonuclease subunit. Bases 241 to 1059 code for a protein of 272 amino acids. Gene Ontology annotation, cellular component: Slx1-Slx4 complex. Gene Ontology annotation, molecular function: crossover junction DNA endonuclease activity; 5'-flap endonuclease activity. Gene Ontology annotation, biological process: double-strand break repair via homologous recombination. The transcript is spliced from 4 exons. The record is from RefSeq and is a predicted model, not a curated record. Lineage: Eukaryota; Metazoa; Chordata; Actinopteri; Perciformes; Anarhichadidae.
AGUCAGUUAUGCGUAACUAUGCGUAUGCAUUCGGGCAAUGGUACAAUUAAUGUUGUCUUAAAACUGGCAGGAUUAACUUAAUCUAUUAAUCUUAAUUUCUAUUUAUUGUUUUUGUUCAUGCUUUUACUAAGAUGUACAUAAAUCAGCCAACGUUAUGCUAACGUUACUUAGCUAAUUCCAUGGAUGUUCUAACGUUAAAGCAGAAGCUGCAGAAUAAUACCCCGCUUAUUUCCUUCCGCAAUGGUUGUCGAGGUAGAACACUUCUUUGGUGUGUACAUGUUGUACUGCACCAAUGUUAAAUUCAAAGGCCGUAUUUACAUCGGCUUCACGGUGAACCCUGAGCGCAGGAUCGGACAGCACAACGCCGGGCGGCACAGAGGGGGAGCUAAGAGGACCAGUGGAAGAGGACCAUGGGAGAUGGUCCUCAUAAUACAUGGCUUUCCCUCGGAUAUUGCUGCCCUUCGUUUUGAGUGGGCGUGGCAGCACCCUCACACCUCCAGGCGUCUCUCCCACGUCUCCCUGCGCUCCAGGAAAGAGUCGAGUCUGCAGUUCCACUGGCGCGUCGUCUCCAACAUGCUGCGGGCGGCGCCUUGGAGCAGACUGCCGCUGACGGCACGCUGGCUCAAACAGGAGUACAGGAUGGACUUUGAGCCCGGCCUGCAGCCUCCGCUGCACAUCCCCAUCGCUUUUGGGAGUGUGAGAGCCAAGAAGAAGCUGCAAUCUGAAGGAGAGGAGGAGGAGGAGGAGGAGGAGGAGGAGACAGCCAAGUGUUUUCUCUGCAAAGAGCUGGUCAAGGUGUCAGAAAAGCUGAGCUGUUUCCACCCGUCCUGUGGAAUGAGCGGUCAUGUGAUCUGCCUCGCGAAACAUUUCCUGAAGUGGGAGCCGUCCCACCUCCUGCCAGUGGAGGGCGAAUGUCCGGCCUGUUGUCACUCUGUGCUGUGGGGGAGUCUCAUCCGCCACAAACACUGCUGCUUCGGAAACCUGGAGGAGAUCACACCGUCUGCGUCUCAGGUUGUAGACGAUAUACACAUAUGUCUGUUUAAUAUAUUGGAUUUUUGAAUGUGGCUCUACCUAGCUAGAUAUAAGUAUUACCAGUGAAUGUAGUUUCUGCUUCACUAAUUGGUCCUCUGAUCUCCCACAGAGCCACUGGGCAGAUGAGCUGCAGACAUGAGUGGAGCCUGCAAACCUUUUAUUUCCUGGUUGAAUGACCUGCAGUGUCCUCGAGCAUUAUGUAGAUCAUGUGUAAUGGAUGUGCCGGUGGAGCAGGAAUGUACAGUGACUUCAUAAAAGCUGUCCAGCAGAGAUGUGCACAGGUCCAACAUAUCUCUUCCAUUUGUAUCAUUCUGUUCACAAAGUAUCAUGUAUGUUUAAAAUAUUCCAUGUUUGUGGGGAAAGCACUUGUAAUGUGUGUUACAAAUAAAGCGAUGUUGUUCUAUA